AACUGCAUGCACAUUGGCGGAGCUAGUCAGCAGCUCAUCACUCCAGUAAAAUAUUUCCCCCGGCUGAUCCGGUAUAAAUACGCGGCGCCCGCGCCGGCCCUUUCGUGCGGUGCGGGCGAGCGAGCAAGAGGGAGCCCGGUGCCCGGAGGCGCAGCGCCACUCGCCAGCGGGCCAGCCAGCAGCCUCUAGCGCCUCCGCUCCCACCGGCAUCUGGGAUCGAUCGAUCGCGACCCAUGGAAAAAGAUGGUGGCGGCGGCGGGCUCGCCAGGGCGCUGCUGCUCCACGUCGCCGCGCUGUCCACCGCCGGCGCCGUCGCGGCCGUGGCCGCCCUGACGCGGCGCCGGAUCAGCAGGGGGGCCAAGAGCAAGGAGGAGGCGCCCGCGGCCAUGCCCGAAAUGCCCAGGCUCCGGGUGGCCCAGUCCGGCCGCUUGGAGGACCUCGAGAAGUUCUCGCACUACGUCGCGAGGCAGAUGGGGUUCAAGGACAUCAACGAGUGCCCGCAGCUCUGCAAAUUGGCCAACAACUACCUCAGGAGCAGCAAGAAUUGCAUGGAGGACAUCUACGGGUUCUUCGCGAAUGUCAAGGAUGCAGAGUCCCUCUAUGCCAAGUUCUUAGAGGAGCUGGACAGAUGCAUCCUGGGAUAUUUCGCGUUCCAUUGGGACCAUGCUACCUACCUCAUCAGCUCGGCCUUGACAGCGGACUGCGGUACCACAAGGAAGUUGAGGAACGUCUUCAUGGAAGCAACAAGGAAGCAGCGUUUCGAGCGCGUGACGCGCGACCUGAAGGUGACGCGCGUGUUCUCGACGCUGGUGGAGGAGAUGAAGGCGAUCGGCAUCGUCGCGGCGGCCGCCGGCGUCGGCGGCGGCGACGACGCGCGGUGCACGGACGUGAUGGCCCCCGUGGCGCACUCGGAGCGGAGCCCGGUGCUGCUGCUGAUGGGCGGCGGCAUGGGCGCCGGCAAGAGCACGGUGCUCAAGGAGAUCAGGGAGGAGGCGCUGUGGGCGACCGCGGGGGCGAACGCGGUGGUGGUGGAGGCGGACGCGUUCAAGGAGACGGACGUCAUCUACCGCGCCAUCAGCUCCAUGGGACACCACAACGACAUGCUCCAGACCGCCGAGCUCGUGCACCAGUCGUCGACGGACGCGGCGUCGUCGCUGCUGGUGACGGCGCUGAACGAGGGGCGGGACGUGAUCCUGGACGGCACCCUCUCGUGGGAGCCCUUCGUGGAGCAGACCAUCGCCAUGGCGCGGGCCGUGCACCGCCACCGCUACCGCAUGGGCCCCGGCUACAAGCCCGGGGACGACGCCGGCGCCGCCGCCACCGAGACCUACUGGGAGGUGGACGACGCCGACGGCGCGCCGCCGCCGGGGGCCCGGAGGCCCUACCGCAUCGAGGUCGUCGGGGUGGUCUGCGACGCCUACCUCGCCGUGGCCAGGGGCAUCAGGCGGGCCAUCGUCACCCGGCGCGCCGUCCGGGUCCGGUCCCAGCUCCAGUCCCACAAGCGCUUCGCCGCCGCGUUCCACAGGUACAGCCGCCUCGUCGACGGGGCCAGGCUCUACAGCACCAACUCCCUAGGAUCCGCGCAGCUGAUCGCGUGGAAGGACGGGCUCAACAGCAGCCUGCUUGUGGAGCCGCGGGAGAUCGACUGCCUGGACAAGGUGAGCAGGCUGAACGAGAAGGCCACCUCCGUGCACGACCUCUACCCCGACGGCACCACCACCUGCGGCUCCCGCUCCAUCUGGGAGGACAUGAUCGCCGCGCCGUCGCGCGCCGCCGCCCAGCGCCAGCUCCGGGAGGCCAUCCGCGCCAUCGAGGAGGCCGCCGCGAGCUGCGAGACCACCAAGACGGCGCGGUGCCACCUCCUGGAGGCCAUCUGCUCCGCCGAGGAGGCGGCGGCCGCCGCCGCCGCCGCCAACGGCACCGGCGAGCCGGAGACACAAACGGCUACUGCUGCUGCCUCGUAUCGACAAAUUUAACUGCGAAAAUGUCUGAGCAGCAUUGCAUGCAACAAUCAAAUUGAGGUGUCCGAAUGCUUUAUUAACUAAUUUGUUUGGAUAAAAUGCAGUGGAAUUCUUGAGUGCA
Panicum virgatum (switchgrass) is the source of this 2082-nucleotide messenger RNA. RefSeq names its product calmodulin calcium-dependent NAD kinase-like. The record is from RefSeq and is a predicted model, not a curated record. Bases 234 to 1976 code for a protein of 580 amino acids. Gene Ontology annotation, molecular function: kinase activity; ATP binding. Lineage: Eukaryota; Viridiplantae; Streptophyta; Magnoliopsida; Poales; Poaceae. The transcript has 7 exons.